Molecule: messenger RNA, 3795 nt
Organism: Ornithorhynchus anatinus (platypus)
Lineage: Eukaryota; Metazoa; Chordata; Mammalia; Monotremata; Ornithorhynchidae
Gene: GTPBP1
Product: GTP binding protein 1
Exons: 13
Coding region: 56-2104 (682 amino acids)
Biological process (GO): translational elongation
Molecular function (GO): GTP binding; translation elongation factor activity; GTPase activity
Source: RefSeq, a predicted model, not a curated record
UUAGGGUAAUGAGGCUCGGGGGGAGGCGCGCGCGCGUGAGGGAAAGUGAUUAAAGAUGGCGGCGGAGCGGAGUCGCUCCCCGCUGGGCUCGCCGGUCCCGGCCUGUAUGUUCGCGCCGGAGCCCGGCUCUCCGCCCGCCGCCGGGCCCGGGGCCUCCCGCCUCCCCUCGGCCUUGGAGUCGGACUGCAGCGAGGACGGGGAGCCGCUCAACGGAGAGCCCGAGCUGGACCUCACCAGCAAGCUGGUGCUGGUGAGCCCCACGUCCGAGCAGUACGACAGCCUCCUUCGGCAGAUGUGGGAGAGGAUGGACGAGGGCUGUGGGGAGACGAUAUACGUCAUCGGACAGGGAUCAGAUGGCACAGAGUACGGGCUGAGCGAGGCGGACAUGGAGGCAUCCUACGCCACGGUGAAGAGCAUGGCGGAGCAGAUCGAGGCAGACGUCAUCCUCCUGAGGGAGCACCUGGAAGCCGGGGGCCGGGUCCGCGACUACCUCGUCCGGAAACGGGUCGGGGACAAUGACUUCCUGGAGGUCAGGGUAGCAGUCGUGGGCAACGUGGACGCGGGCAAGAGCACCCUGCUGGGCGUCCUGACUCACGGGGAACUGGACAACGGCCGGGGCUUUGCCCGGCAGAAGCUGUUCCGCCACAAGCACGAGAUCGAGUCCGGCCGCACCAGCAGCGUGGGCAACGACAUCCUGGGCUUCGACAGCGAGGGCAACGUGGUGAACAAGCCCGACAGCCACGGCGGCAGCCUGGAGUGGACCAAGAUCUGCGAGAAGUCCACCAAAGUCAUCACCUUCAUCGACCUGGCCGGCCACGAGAAGUACCUGAAGACCACCGUCUUCGGCAUGACCGGCCACCUGCCGGACUUUUGCAUGCUCAUGGUGGGCAGCAACGCAGGGAUCGUGGGGAUGACCAAGGAGCACCUGGGCCUGGCGCUGGCCCUCAAUGUUCCCGUCUUUGUGGUGGUCACCAAGAUCGACAUGUGUCCCGCCAACAUCCUGCAAGAGACCCUGAAGCUUUUGCAGCGGCUGCUGAAGUCCCCCGGCUGCCGGAAGAUCCCCGUGUUGGUCCAGAGCAAGGAUGACGUGAUCGUGACGGCCUCCAACUUCAGCUCGGAAAGGAUGUGCCCGAUCUUCCAGAUCUCCAACGUCACGGGCGAGAACCUGGAGCUGCUCAAGAUGUUCCUCAACCUCCUAUCCCCACGCACCAGCUACCGGGAAGAAGAGCCGGCCGAGUUCCAGAUCGACGACACGUACUCUGUCCCGGGUGUGGGGACCGUGGUGUCCGGUACAACCCUGAGGGGCCUGAUCAAGCUGAAUGACACACUGCUCCUGGGCCCCGAUCCCCUCGGCAAUUUCCUCUCCAUCGCCGUCAAAUCCAUCCACCGCAAGCGCAUGCCUGUCAAGGAGGUGCGCGGGGGCCAGACCGCCUCUUUCGCCCUGAAGAAGAUCAAGCGCUCCUCCAUUCGGAAAGGGAUGGUGAUGGUGUCCCCACGGCUGAACCCCCAAGCCUCCUGGGAGUUUGAGGCGGAGAUCCUGGUCCUCCAUCACCCCACAACCAUCAGCCCCCGCUACCAGGCCAUGGUGCACUGCGGGAGCAUCCGCCAGACGGCCACCAUCCUGAGCAUGGACAAGGACUGCCUCCGCACGGGGGACAAGGCCGCCGUGCACUUCCGCUUCAUCAAGACCCCCGAGUACCUGCACAUAGACCAGCGGCUCGUCUUCCGGGAAGGCCGCACCAAGGCCGUGGGCACCAUCACCAAGCUCCUCCAGACGUCCAAUCACUCGCCGAUGAACUCCAAACCCCAGCAGAUCAAGAUGCAGCCCACGAAAAAGGGGCCGCCCCUGAGCAAGCGGGAGGACGGGGGCCUGCCGAGCGGGCUGGCGGCCGGGGGCCCCGCCGUCGGGGAGGAGGCUCCCCCCCUGGGGGCCGCUCAGCCGGCUCCCUCUGGAGCCCUCCAGCCACAGACGGCACUGGACGAGGAGCCCCACGGCCGUGAGGGCAGCAAGCCCAAGGUCAGCGGCGGGGGCCGGCGACGAGGGGGCCAGCGUCAUAAGGUCAAGUCCCAAGGGGCCUGCGGGACUCCGGCCAGCGGCUGCUGAGCGCCCCUCACCCACCCCCGAUCCACCCCGCCUCCACCGCCCGGCGGGUUUUCCGUGCCCACCCGCCCACUCCGUUUGUCGUCCAAAAGACGGUCCAGAGCAGCUUUAACCAAAAUCCACCAGCUCCCCUGCCGUGACUGGAGUCCCCCCCACCCCGGUUGUCCCCCUUCCCCAUCUUGUUCCCCCUUUCCACCCCCCACCCCGCCGUGACCGGCGGGGUUGUAAUUUAUAAGCUAACGAAGGUGGCCAGAUGAACCUGGGACUGCCAGCCCCACCACCUUCCUCCUUCCCCUCUGCUCCCUGACACAUCUUUUUGUACAUCUUGGGUCCUUAGUUUUUAUUCUUCUUAUUAUAUAUGUAUAUUGUGUGUGUGCGUGAAGAUGGAGGCUAGGCCGGGCAGAGAAACGAUGGUCAGUUUCUUUCCCUCUCUCUCUCCCCCUCUUCCCCUCUCCACCAUCCCCCCCACGGUCACCCCACAUCUGGGCCCUGACCAGAUGCCUGUCUGUCCACAUCCUCAGUGGGAUGCGGGAGGCAUGGAGCUGGGGGUGGGCAGGAAGGGGGUGGCCCUCUUGGCUCCCAACUCUCCCAUUCUCCAUUUCUUUGAAAACCCAGGGGCCCGGGCCGAUCCUAGAGGACUGGGCCAGGGGUCGAGGAGCGGAGAGCCGGGAGGGAAAACAGCAGCUGCUGUGGAGAGGUGGGGGUCGGGGACAGAUCCACACUGUAUUUUAAAGGGGACAGAGAGAGUAAACUGUGGGUUCUCCACCCUGGCCCCCCGGCCCCCUUUUCUCCUCACCCCAGGACCUGGGGAUGCCAAAAGCUCUUAAAAUUUUAAAUCAGUAGAUGUGAGGGUGGGGAGACUGACACCCCCAUCACCCCCCCAUCCCACUCCUUACCAUAUGACCCAAAGAUGGGUGUCAGUUUUCCCUCCUUAGAGACAAUCCUUAAGUCCUGUCCCCCCACCCCCCAACCUCCCACCAGCAGGGUGGGUGAUUCUGCAUUCCUCCCCCAUCUCAAUCUCCCCCAGUCGCCUGGGGCAGCGGGAAGCUGGGAGUUGCCUUUGGCUCCCGAAACCGCCGGCCAUCUAGUAUUUUGGCACUUGGCUGGGUUCUCUGUGAAAUUCCCCACCCCGGUGCCAUACCUUUGGUUUGCUCAGGAUGAGGUCAGUAGUCGGCUCCCGGGGGCCUCAUUCCAGUUCGCCAGGAGAAAGAGGGGAGGAGAUGGUGGAGGGAGAAUGGGGUUGGUCAGGCCUAGGAGGGCCCAAGCCAGACUCUCUCCUUUCCCGCAUCAUCUCUCCCCUUUACCUGUUUGUUUCCAGAGAGAUGGGCGGGAGAGGCCUCCGCCACCGGAGCUGGUAACUGGGUUAUCUCCAAAGCCACAGAAUCUUCGGGGUCCAGGCUGGGGACGGAGCCAGCCUCGGAUGGCCGCACAGAGCAGUGGGCGGUCAGGGGUGUGCGCUCCCUUCAGGGGCGAGGAGCCCCCAAAUGGCUCCGGCUCCAGGCUGGCCCUGCCCUUCCCCCCCCGGCCCCUGCCCACUACUCCUCCCUGGAGAGACUCCCCACCUGUCUACCCUCAGGGGACCGGCCCGUGUUUCCCUCCCACACGCUGGCUGCUGUUUCUCUGUGACCAGAACUGACCAGUGUCCAAGGGCCGACCAGCCCGGCGUUCGAAAUAAAAGAUGGUUUCAAAUCGAA